This is a messenger RNA of Hibiscus syriacus, 535 nucleotides long. RefSeq names its product OPA3-like protein. Gene Ontology annotation, cellular component: mitochondrion. The record is from RefSeq and is a predicted model, not a curated record. Bases 230 to 463 code for a protein of 77 amino acids. Gene Ontology annotation, biological process: regulation of lipid metabolic process. NCBI's taxonomy places the organism in Eukaryota, Viridiplantae, Streptophyta, Magnoliopsida, Malvales, Malvaceae. The transcript is spliced from 3 exons.
GAUGAAAGUUACGUAGUAGUAUUUGUUGACUGCUUGAUGUGCUGGGUUCUGAUUUGUGCAAAUUAUCUUGAUAUUUGCAAGUAGGUGGAUCACUCUUGUUGGAGUCUUUUGUUUAGUAAUAAAAUUUGUGAUUGCGAUACACUUCUUGGUUAACUUCACUGGCCAAAUCCAAACCUCAUGUGAUAAUGGGAUGUAGGAGCAAGAUACAUUAGUUGCAGUGUUCCGUUGGAUGGUAAUCAAUUACUCCUCUUUGGAUGAGGAGAAAGCUGUCAAGGCUGCUGCUGAUCUUCUGGGGGAACUCUUCGUGUUCACGGUUGCAGGAGCUGCUGUUAUUUUUGAGGUACAAAGAAGCUCCAGAUCUGAAGCAAGAAAAGAGGAGCAGCGCAAACAAGAAUUGGAGGCAAUGAAACAAAAAGAUGAAGAUCUAGCACGAGAAGUUGAGCUGCUUAAACAAAAAAAUUGAAGAGCAGGAAUCAAGCGACCAAAGGAAUUCUAAUAGAUAGUUCAAAUGUUUUUUCACCAUUGAUUUAGAUAU